Messenger RNA from Drosophila serrata, 1614 nucleotides. RefSeq names its product increased sodium tolerance 1-like protein (gene Ist1). The record is from RefSeq and is a predicted model, not a curated record. Gene Ontology annotation, biological process: protein transport. NCBI's taxonomy places the organism in Eukaryota, Metazoa, Arthropoda, Insecta, Diptera, Drosophilidae.
AUCACCGUCUGGUCACACUACUUCCCGUGACGUCACGAAACCAAUUGUUUUUUCCAAAGUUUAUGAAUCACCAAAGCAAAGUUCCUUGUUUUCAUUAGUAAUUUACCUGCCAAGGGUGACGUUCAGGAUGUUCUCCAGCGGCCCCAACUACAACAAGCUGAAGACCAAUCUCCGAUUGGCUCUGAAUCGUCUCAAACUGCUGGAAAAGAAGAAGGCGGAGCUGACGCAAAAGUCGAGGAAGGAGAUUGCCGACUACUUGGCCACGGGCAAGACGGAGAGGGCACGUAUUCGUGUAGAGCACAUUAUAAGGGAGGACUACCUGGUGGAAGCCAUGGAAAUGGUGGAAAUGUACUGCGACCUGUUGCUCGCCCGCUUCGGACUCAUCACACAGAUGAAGGAACUGGAUACAGGGAUCGCAGAGCCGGUGGCCAGCCUGGUGUGGGUGUGUCCCCGCCUCCAAAGCGACAUCGCCGAGCUAAAGAUCAUUUCUGACAUCUUUGUGAGCAAGUAUGGUCCGGAGUUCGCCGAGCACUCGCGCACGGCCACCGGAGAGCAUUUCGUAUCGGAAAAACUGAUGCACAAGCUCACGCUGCAGGCACCGCCAAAGCUGCUGGUGGAGAAGUACCUCAUAGCCAUAGCCAAGAACUACAACAUCGAGUACGAGCCGGAUCCGCAGGUCAUGCAGGAGGACCAGCCGCCGCAGCAGCAUCUGAUUGAUCUGUCCGAUAAGAAUAACCUAAGUGGGGGUCCCGGAGGCCCACCACCUCCGCAAAUGGGUUUUAUAGGGUAUCCGCAGGUGCCCCCGUUGCCCCAUAUGCCGGAGCCACCCAGCAGCAAGCCAUUUAACUAUCCACCUUUCGGAGGAGGUGGCGGAGGAGGCGGUGGAGCCUGUGCUGUCCCUCCACCCGUACAGCAGCCGCCGCCGCCGUUUGCCUACAACAUACCGCCGCAUCAGCCAGCGCCGCCUGCUGUCUUGCCUCCCAAAUGCUCAGAGGAGAAGGAUCUGAACACCAACUUUAUCAAUCGUGAAUCGAACACAACGGAUGACUCUGGCAGCCCGGAUGAGAACAUCUUGCGCCCCAAACCCGAUAAUGAUCCGCCGCCGCGUUACACCUCGAUUAAUCCCGUAAACCUGCAGAAUGCCAACAAACCGAAACCUCAACCCCGAUCCAAGCUGCCACCGGGCAAUCCCCCAGCGCAGCAGCCCAGUGCUCCGCCGGCUUCCCUGGACUUCCCAUCGCUGCCCAAUGUACCCAACGAUUUGCCCGAUGUCCCGUCCGGGGGUGUGGAAAAGAAGAAGGACGAUGACGACGAGAUUGACUUCGAUGAGCUGUCGCGUCGCUUUGAGAACCUCAAGAAGCGGAAGUGAAGCGGUGGAAACUCAUUCAAUAAGCUACCUAUAUAUUUUAUACAGAUAAUCUCCUUUUCGGUUCUAUAAAGAUAGCCAGAUAUAUGUUAAAGAACUUCUAGUAAGCUAAUAUCCACUUGAAUUGUUAUUUCUUUUUCUUCUAUGUGAAAUGUGAAGAUUUCAAUUGUUUAAACUGUAUUCGUCUUUUAAAUAUAAUUUAUGAAAGUUUUUGUAAUAUUAAAUCAGCAAUAACAUCACUUGAAAAU